Dreissena polymorpha is the source of this 1041-nucleotide messenger RNA. RefSeq names its product neuronal acetylcholine receptor subunit alpha-7-like. Gene Ontology annotation, cellular component: membrane; synapse; neuron projection. The transcript is spliced from 2 exons. Bases 1 to 1041 code for a protein of 346 amino acids. The record is from RefSeq and is a predicted model, not a curated record. Gene Ontology annotation, biological process: nervous system process; signal transduction; regulation of membrane potential. NCBI's taxonomy places the organism in Eukaryota, Metazoa, Mollusca, Bivalvia, Myida, Dreissenidae. Gene Ontology annotation, molecular function: neurotransmitter receptor activity; transmembrane signaling receptor activity; extracellular ligand-gated monoatomic ion channel activity.
AUGAGAGACCAAUCGAAUACAACAUCAGUUCACGUUUCGCUUAACAUCUUUGUGAUUUAUGACAUAGACGAGGUGACACAAACACUAAAGGUUUCAGGAUCUCUUCUUCUAAAUUGGGUGGAUGAAAAUCUCAUGUGGGAACCGGAUGAUUUUGGCGGAAUAACCACCGGUGUGUUUCCACAAGAGUACGUCUGGAAGCCUGGAAUUGCACUGAAAAACACGAUUUUUACUUCUCGGUGUGCGUUUGAUAUAACGUAUUUCCCAUUCGACAAACAAACGUGUGAAUUACGGUUUGUGACAUGGGGCUAUACAUCUGACGAAAUACGUAUCAUGGGACCAGACACUGGUCCGUCUGCUAAUUGGCAGGAGCUCAUCAAUAACCCAGAAUGGACUCUUGUCGAAGUCUCCGAAAGUAACUUCUCAAAACCGAGGCCUAUGAUGGUAUUUAACCUUCACCUGAAACGAAAACCAAGGUACAUCGUUACUUAUAUUAUACUUCCGUUGCUAGUGUUGAUCGCACUAAAUGGGUGUGUUUUCCUUUUACCGGGUCAGAGUGGCGAAAAAACAAGUUAUGCCAUCACAGUAUUUCUCUCCUUUGUUGUCUUCUCUACCAUCGUACAAGAAACGCUUCCAGUGAACUCGGAGAACGUGUGCUACCUAUCCGUUUUUGUAACCAUGCAAAUCAUCGAGAGUGCUGUUAUAACCAUUGUCACCAUCUUAUUGGUUCGGCUUGAAAGCUGCACUGGCCAUAUUCCGAAAGCAAUUAUAAGUAUUGCAAAAUGCUUCGACUCCUGGCAAUAUAGACCCAUCAAAGACGUUCGCUCUAAAAAAUCGAAUGUUAUUUUAGAAAAACAGAAAUUGACAGCUUUAAAAGAGUUUAAACAUUCCGUUGACUCAGAGGAUACUGCCACCAUUUGUUCUGACACAUUGGACAAGGGUGACAUGAGUCGGAUAAUCAUUCAACUGGAUUGGUUAUUUUUCUUUGCAUUUUUCUUCUUUAAUGUUACUUGUACCAGUGUUUUCUUUGGGAUGGUAUUGUAA